AUCCUUAUCCAUGCAGGACAACAAUCAAACAGAGCAACUGUUUACACAAUCACACAAGUCUCCAGAUUAACUUUAAACUGUUCAGCAAAUGUACAACGAACAAACAAUUAUUCUAUAACGUUGCAACACUCGAGGCGAACUGUACUCUUUUCGAGCAGACUGUACCGCGAUGUUUCUUUAAAUGUAGAAGUCAAUCAACGAUUUGACAACGUCAACUAAACCUUACAAAAACUGUAACACUGUACAUACAUAUGCAUGAGUAAUACACUAAAUACAUUUAGGUGAGCGUUUGCAUAAUCAUUGUUUUGAUCCGUAUAUUCAUUGUUACAUCACGCGAAAAUGAGAAUGUGUGCAGGUAGAUUUUUUUUUAAUCUUAUGCAUAUUUCACCACCCACAUGAAAAAGUGGUGGCUCGUGCUCAAGAAUGUGAAAUGCACAAAGCGAGUUGUUAACGUUGGCUUUUACGGAUAUUUUCUCUUCCACAAUUGUGGUUGAGGUUAUUGUCACUGUCGGAAAUAUACUGGCCCGACCACGAAAUACUAUAUGCAUCUUUUAUCAUUUUAACGAAACCUGUUAUCGAGGUUCAUAUACGUAGACGGUAAAAUUGGCAAAAGGAAAUCGUGUAAUUUCUCUUUCCAUUUAAUGAAAAGAAUCGGGCUUCGGAUCGUCUUGCUACAGCACUGUUUUAUUCACGGCGUCCUAAGUCCUAGCGAUUCCUUGAAGCUCAUUCAGCUUAUUCCAGUCGUUGAAUCGGUGCAAGUCAACGGCUAUGCUUUUCCAUUAAUAAUAAUAAUAUCAUUUGCGAAUCAAAUUCCGUUCGCUAUGUAAAAAUAAUGACAGAACUUCUUCAACUGUGACUUUCCGCGAUCGUUCAAAAGUGGAUUCGGAAACUUUUGCAGUGUAUCUUGGAUAAGAUCCUGGAUGUACUUUGAACAGACAUAAAGUUCAAGGUAGCUACCAAGGCUCUCUGUCCUUUCUCACGAUGACCCGUCGUGGGAAGCUCGUGAUAGUGGAUGUCCGGGGUUGACGAUAUCAGUUAAUAAUUCCGCAAUGAGAUAAAACCGGUCCGUUCGAAAAAAUCAGUUAAGCCGAAGACAGUUUUCUUCCGACGAGAUUCACGAUGUGGCCAAGAUUGAGAAGACUGUUUCGCACGUGGCCGAUUAUUCUCUCGGUCGCCUUGCUUGCGGGAAUAUUUCUGGUUUGGUUGAGCAAAACACGGCAGUCCGAAGACCGCAGCGACUACACGGCGAUGCGGCUUAUGGAGAAUCAAAAGGAUUAUAUAGAUCGUAGGGGUAUACGUGUGGUCGUGGGCCAUUAUAUCGGCGACUCCGUUGAUCCUUUGAAAACUCCGAACAUUACGAAAGAUCUCAUCAACAAGAACAUGUUCGAUCCACGGCCUUCCGAGGGCAAAAAUGGCAGCCCGGUUUUAAUCCCAGCGAAGGAUUUUUAUCAAAUGCAGCAGCUCUAUCAAAUCAAUCGAUUCAAUUUGAUGGCCAGCGACAGAAUACCGUUGAAUCGCACUCUACCGGACGUUAGGCGAAAGGGGUGCGUCGCGCGAUAUUCAAAAUUGGAGAACUUGCCGAGAACGUCGGUGAUCAUUGUUUUGCACAAUGAAGCGUGGAGUACGCUGCUGAGAACUGUAUACAGCGUGAUCGAUAGAUCGCCCAGACAUUUGCUGGAGGAGAUCAUCCUCGUCGACGAUAACAGCGACAGAGAUUUUUUGAAGGCUCCUCUAGACGAACAUGUAAAGAAUUUACAAGUGACCACUAAAGUUCUUCGUUCCAGGAAACGCAUAGGUUUAGUGAAUGCGAGAUUAAUGGGCGCUAACGAAGCCGUAGGCGAAGUUCUCACAUUCCUCGACGCGCAUUGCGAAUGCACGGUUGGAUGGUUAGAACCGUUGCUCGAAGCCGUGGCUAAAAAUAGAACCAGAGUUGUGUCUCCGGUUAUCGACAUAAUCAACGACGACACCUUUAGCUACACUCGAUCUUUGGAACUGCACUGGGGUGCAUUCAACUGGGAUUUGCACUUCCGCUGGUUAACAUUGAAUGGCAGACUGUUGAAAGAGAGACGCGAAAACAUCGUCGAGCCAUUUCGAACUCCGGCUAUGGCCGGAGGAUUGUUCUCCAUGAACAGAGACUAUUUUUUCGAGCUGGGUAGCUACGACGAACAAAUGAGAAUUUGGGGCGGAGAGAAUUUGGAGUUAUCGUUCAGGGUGUGGCAGUGCGGAGGCAGCGUUGAAAUCGCGCCUUGCUCUCACGUAGGACACCUGUUUCGGAAAUCAUCCCCGUACACGUUCCCCGGAGGAGUGGGAGAAAUUCUGUACGGGAAUCUUGCCCGAGUGGCUUUGGUCUGGAUGGACGAUUGGGCUGAGUUUUACUUCAAAUUCAAUCCAGAGGCAGCCAGAUUAAGGGACAAGCAGCCGGUUAGAUCUCGGUUAGCGCUGCGCAAGACGUUGCAAUGCAAAAGUUUCGAGUGGUAUCUGGACAACGUGUGGCCAGAACAUUUUUUCCCAAAGGACGAUCGAUUCUUUGGACGGAUCGUGCAUCUCUCUACAAAAAAAUGCAUUAUGCGACCGACCACGAAAGGCACUUACUCACAGCCCUCCGGUUACCCGGUCUUAGAGGGCUGCGUUCCUAGGCCGAUACUUAGUCAAAUGUUUGUGAUGACGGAAAGAGGGGUCGUGAUGACCGAUGAGAGCGUUUGCUUGGACGCUCCUGAGCACGACACGCAGCACAAGACACCAAAGGUUAAGAUAAUGGCAUGCAGCGGCAGCAAACGGCAAAAGUGGCGGUAUGACGAACAGACAAAAACAUUUUUACAUAUCCCUUCGGAUAUGUGUUUACAAGCGAGUGACGACGGAGGUCCUGUGAUAGCAGACUGUGCAAAAACCGUUGAGCAGCAGUGGCUGCUGGAACCAGUCCCAUGGAAAUGACCACCAGUAUUUGUUUUUUUUAAAUAACUCAUAUCAUUUGAUGACCAGCGAGCAUGCUAUCAAAACCGAACGUUAGCACGAGGAUACCUUUAAGAUACUUUUAGACAAUCUUACACCACUUUUUAUUUUUCUACAUGCGGACUUAUCAAUCAUUGUAAAUAAAUUGUCCGUAAGAUUUA
Megalopta genalis is the source of this 3110-nucleotide messenger RNA. NCBI's taxonomy places the organism in Eukaryota, Metazoa, Arthropoda, Insecta, Hymenoptera, Halictidae. The record is from RefSeq and is a predicted model, not a curated record.